Molecule: messenger RNA, 1781 nt
Organism: Truncatella angustata
Lineage: Eukaryota; Fungi; Ascomycota; Sordariomycetes; Amphisphaeriales; Sporocadaceae
Product: cytochrome P450
Exons: 5
Coding region: 190-1698 (502 amino acids)
Molecular function (GO): heme binding; iron ion binding; oxidoreductase activity, acting on paired donors, with incorporation or reduction of molecular oxygen
Source: RefSeq, a predicted model, not a curated record
CGUCGGUUCCACUGCAACCCACCCAAAACGGGAAGGGGGCAGGGGGGGCCCUGCCCAAUGAUCCGUUUCGUAUCUCAGACCAACAAUCACUACUAACACCGCCCAAGGAGGUGGUCAUCACCAAGUGUUAUAGCCGUCUUGGCCAUCGUCCACUCGCAAGGUUGACCAACGACGAACUCUCCCGAUGAGAUGGAGCACUACAUUAUUAUUCUUUUGAUUCUGGUCUUUUGGGCGUUUCGCUGGGCCUUGCAGCUCACGAAAACCCGCGACUUUGAGCUCGUAAAGCCGGGGAGGCGUAGCGUUAACCCUGUCUCCGAUGCUGUCAAACGGGGAUAUCGGCAAAUUUCCACCGUAACCGGAAAGCCCUUUUUCGUUCGGUACUGGCAGAGAGACUAUCUUAUUCUUCCGAUCAAGUACCUUCACGAUGUACGACACGCCGCCAGGGACCACCUUGAGUUCGUCGAUAGCAUAGCUGAUAUCCUGUUCCUAUACAAUUGGGUCGGGGACCUAUUUGAGUCCAGCCGCAUGGUGUUUGCUGUGAUCAAAGGGGUGAACCCACAAUUGCCUCGACUUUCGGACGCCAUGUUCGAGGAGUCAUCGCGUGCCUUUGAUAUGGAGAUAGGACUCCUAAAGGAUGGCGAAUCCAAGCGUCUUCCUGCAUUGGAUUUCCUGACUGCCAUAAGUAUGAGGACUAUGGCCCGCAUCAUUGCUGGCAGAGAGCUAGCGCGGGAUGAGGUAUUUCUCAAAGCCACCACAAACUAUCUCAACGGCAACUUCAUCACGGGAUUCAUCAUGUUGAAUUUGCCGAUCGAGGGCUCUCUCCGAGAUUGGGUUACCUGGCCAUUGUACAAGUACCACCAGCAUUUCAGGCAACAGCGUGUGAUCAAUAUGAUCAAGCCGUUCGUCGCCAAGCGAAUGGAGGAUCAUCGACUCGGCAUCCGCGGGAAAGGAGAAUUUGACACUAUAGAUGCGACCCUGGAUCUCCUACACGAGUUUCCGUUUGAUCCCAAUGCUCAGAACUCGCCAGUCCACACCUUGGCACACGAGACGCUGCAGCUCGUGUGGGCCGGAGGACAGUCGCCCGCCAUAAGCGCUGGGUCUAUAGUGUUCAAAUUGCUCGAAGAACCAUCCUACGUCGAACCGCUGCGCGAGGAAGCCCAGGCGGCCGUCGAAAAACAUGGUUGGACUAACGCGAUUUUCAACGAGCUGCCAAAAUUGGACAGUUUCAUUCGCGAGACACAUCGUCUGCAUCCCGUCUUCUCUUUGAAUGCUACCAGAGUAGUCAAGGGCAAGCCAUUUACCUUUUCAGAUGGGCUCACGGUCCCAGUGGGUACUCGCAUCGCCUUUCCUGCUGAGGCAUGCCAACGAGAUCCUGAAGUGAUUGCGGACCCGGAGACGUUCGACGGCUUUCGAUUCGUGAAAUUGGCGGCUGCUAACACGAAGCAAGAAGACGGGGUGAACCGUUGGGCAGCCUCACACGCGAGCUACAGCAAUCUUACAUUUGGUUACGGCAACCAUGCAUGUCCCGGACGCUUUAUCGCAGUGCGGUUGCUCAAAAUUCUAGUAGCCCGGUUGUUGCUUGACUAUGAUGUCUCCUGGGACCACAAUGGCGGAGAGCCGCCAAGGAUGGUGCUGGAGGGCAUGUCUUUUCCUAACGUGACGGAGAAGGUCACUCUACGAAAGAGGAUGAUUUCAUGAGCGGAAGCUUGAGGCUAUAUAGCAUGUUUGCUCUCUGUAGAAUAGGCGAGCAUACAAUACUGAAUAAACUACAAUACCGAUGA